UCAGUGUGGCCUGCCUUCUCAUGACACCGGAUGUGGUGACUUUUAUCCAAUUCGAAUUUCGCCAGCUCCAUCGUUCCGUUUUGUCGAUAAAAUCGGGAAGUUGUUUUUGCGGGAGUCUGUUGUUGCGCCGGGCACGGUCGAAGUAUUUUUCCGCAACUGAGGACUCGGCGCGCUGUAGUGUUAGAAACAUUUGCACAUUGAUUUGUACGCGGGAGCAGCUGGAGGAUUGUUGCUAUGAAGGAUCAUUAAUAUAUAGAAGAUUAUUCCAGUCGCUGAUUCGUGGAAGAUGUGACAGAAGCACUGCUUGAAUGGACUGCUUGAAUCGAAUUGAUGAUCUACAGAGAGGGGGAUCAAUUUACAAGAUUUCUGGUUAAAUUCGGCGGUGCAGCAAAUGCCUUUGGUUUUAAAGUGCACGACUAUUCUGCCACCUUUUGCAGUGUCAAGAAUUAGAAUCCGCACCUCUGUGAGUCGGGCGAGGCAUCUUUGCGGAGUCGGAGAAAGUAGAACUAUGGGACAGCAUUCUUUGAUGUGGUUUCGGAAGGGGCUGCGCUUACACGACAAUCCUGCUCUGCAUAAAGCUUGCGAAGACGCGUCUCAUGUUUUUCCCGUUUUCGUGUUGGAUCCCUUCUUUCUAGCUCCAGAUCCCACUGCACCUUCUCCUGGCUCAAGGACCGCUGGAGUGAACCGAAUACAUUUUCUGCUCCAGAGCCUCCAAGACCUGGACUCAAGCCUGAAGUCUCGCGGCUCUCAGUUAUUCUUGGUGCAUGGAAAUCCCACCGAAGUUAUCCCCGAACUUCUUGAAAAGUGGAGCAUAAAAAGACUAUGUUUUGAGCACGACACGGAACCAUACGCCCAGGAUCGAGAUAAGAGAAUCAAGGAAAUCUGUGAAGAGCGUGGUAUAGAAUUACACUCACCUGUGAGUCAUACUCUUUUCAAUCCCGCCGAGACUAUUUUGAAGAAUGGUGGCAAGCCACCAUUGACUUAUCAGGCAUUUUGUAGAACUCUCGGAAAACCUCCGAAGCCAGUCGGUGAUGCCCCAGCUGCAAUUCCGGAGCCUUCGAAGGACUUGAUGGACGUGGAUGUGGUGCCUAUACCAAGUCUUCAAGACCUAGGAUAUGCAGAUCUGAACGAGGAAUUCACACCGUUCGGUGGAGGAGAGACUGAAGGACUGAGGAGAUUAGAUAAAAUGUUAGCUGACAAGAAAUGGGUCGCCGAAUUCGAGAAGCCGAAGGGAAAUCCAACUGCUUUUAUCAAGCCUGCAACAACAUGUCUGUCACCGUAUCUGAAGUUUGGAUGUGUGUCGGUCCGGCUAUUCUACGCACGAUUGCUUACCGUCUACUCGGAAAUGAAGAAGCACUCUCAUCCACCUGUCUCCCUUGAAGGACAACUCCUGUGGCGGGAGUUUUUCUACACAGUAGGCUACGGCACUAUUAACUAUGAUCGCAUGGUUGGCAAUCCAAUUUGUAGGCAGAUUCCGUGGAAGGACGAUGAAGUCCUUCUGAGCCGUUGGAGGGAUGGACAAACGGGCUUUCCAUGGAUUGAUGCAGCAAUGAUCCAGUUGAGGAAGUGGGGAUGGAUGCACCAUUUGGCUCGGCAUGCCGUUGCCUGUUUUCUGACUCGUGGAGAUCUCUUCGUAUACUGGGAGAAAGGUCGUGACGUAUUCGACAGGCUGUUGGUUGAUUCCGAUUGGGCCAUCAACAAUGGAAACUGGAUGUGGCUUUCGGCUUCCGCAUUUUUCGCGCAGUAUCAUCGUAUCUACUCACCGAUCACUUUCGCGAAGAAACAUGAUCCCGAGGGGAAUUAUAUCAAACACUUCAUACCGGUUCUCAAAGAUAUGCCGAAGGCGUACAUAUAUGAACCAUGGACAGCGCCUCUGAGUGUUCAAAAGGCGGCCAAUUGCAUCAUCGGGAAAGACUAUCCCAAACCUGUGGUGGAUCACGCCAUUGCGAAUAAGAAGUGUCGUGAUCGCAUGGGAGCUGCGUUUGCUCUUAACAAGGCAGCCGGGUCUGGGCAGCCAACUCAAGAGCAGGUGAAUGCUUUAAACGAGAAACUGACUGCAAAGUUGGAUGAAGAUUCAGAUGCUUCUAUCGCUGCCGAGAGCAGUGACGGGGAGCCCCCGCCAUCCCCAAAGCCGAAGCCAAAGUCAAAGAGGCAGCGAACGCUAACAGAGUACAAGAAGAAAUAAUCUUGUAGCAGCACCUACAAUUUUGAAGCCACUGUAAAUAUCUUAGUGCAGAUGAAUUAAGAGCAGGGAAUUUUUACACCAUUUUACUUUCCCAGAUUAGUAGUUGUGGCCGUCAAUCCUGUGUCGGCUACAUCAAGAGGUUUAUGAUGGUGAAAUUCGUUUCCUCUUUAUCUGGAAACUAUUUUAUCAUCUGAGAAUUCAAGUGUAAAUGUGAGAUUCGGUUAAUGUUGGG
Molecule: messenger RNA, 2417 nt
Organism: Marchantia polymorpha subsp. ruderalis
Lineage: Eukaryota; Viridiplantae; Streptophyta; Marchantiopsida; Marchantiales; Marchantiaceae
Source: the annotation of a GenBank genome assembly